Hevea brasiliensis (rubber tree) is the source of this 2354-nucleotide messenger RNA. Its product is annotated as myb family transcription factor PHL5. The record is from RefSeq and is a predicted model, not a curated record. NCBI's taxonomy places the organism in Eukaryota, Viridiplantae, Streptophyta, Magnoliopsida, Malpighiales, Euphorbiaceae. Gene Ontology annotation, molecular function: DNA binding; DNA-binding transcription factor activity. The coding region runs from base 710 to 1972 and encodes 420 amino acids. The transcript has 7 exons.
GAUCUCUCACUGUGAAUUUGUGCCAGUAUCUCAUUAAUCUACUAUGCCACAGUCACAGAUGCCCGUAACAUUAUUCUCCAAUUCUUCUUCUUCUUCUUCUUCUUCUUCUUCUUCUUCUUCUGCUGCUGCCAAGUGCUUAUGGUGGUGAUGAUAUUUUGAAACAGUAACACUUGGAGGAUGCGUUUUAACUUUUACUUGAGUCUUUUAUCUUAGUGGUUGAAACAUAUUAUUAUUUUUUUCAGUAAUUUAUGUGCAUGCAAGGACAAAAUUUUACUGAAUUUUUAUUUAUUUAUUUAUUUUAAAGGGAUUUUUGUUUCUUUUUGUGCUUUGGUAACGUCAACAUAUCAUUGUUCAAUCCCAUCCAUGUUUGGAAUAAACAAAAAGGCAAAUAUAUAGUGAAAAUAUUUAUAUUUAUAUUCAUAUUCAUAUUCAUAUCUUGCAGCUCAAGUCUUAUGGAAUGGAAUAUAACAAAGAAUUUCAUGCCAUAAUUUGAAUUCAACAUUAGCUGUUUAUCCAACUAUUCUGCACCUUUCUUUUCUGGUUUUCUUUCUUGAUUUUUCGCGUAUUUUGCGUGGCUUCUUCUCUUUAAGUAAUUCACAGUAGAAUGAAUUCUGAUACACUGUUUGGCACUGGCAAAGAGAAUUGAACAGAAAUCAAUCACCUUUUGUCUUUUCUUUUUUACUAGCUCUCAUACUUGGAUUGUUUGUAAAUGAACACUUCAAAGAUGGAUUGCCAAGAACGAAUUAGACAAAAUCAUGGACCGAUUGGUGACUUUGCUCUUCAAUCCUCACAAUGUUUUGGUAACCAACAGAGUUGGAACAUGGGAAUUCGUAUGCAGCAACCUGUUAUGGAGGCAGGACUGCAACAGCAAAAUCAUAGGCCUGAUAAGUCAUCAUCCAGCAUUAUGAGCCGCUUCGAAUCACCGGCUUCAGCUUUUUAUGCAACAGAAAGAUAUAUGGGGUUUCCACAGUAUGACUGUCAAGUUGAUGCUCCUCCUUGGUGCUUCCCAUACUCCAUGCCCUAUGAUUCACAACUUCCUUCGCAACAAUCUUCAAGGGAAAGCUUUGCUAUUGAUUCAGGAGAGCAAGCUGAUCACAACUUGGAUUUGAGAAGCAAUUUGCAGCCAAUUGUGAAAUCCCAUUUCUCUGAUGAUCAUUAUUACAAGUCUUAUAAAGGUCCUUGCAGCAGUUCUUCUGGGAACAAGCGACAUCUGUUUGAAAGGAAUAAACUGUUAAAUAAUGGAGCUGCCUCCAUAGGAAGUCAAUUUUCAAUUCCUUACCAAGGAGAUCAGGAUCAUAGAGUUGGUAGUAAUCCAUGUACUUCUCCAUUUUCACAGCUGGGAUUUUCUUCUCGACAAGAGAUACAGUCUCCAAGAUUUUCUUCUGCAGGUGCUUCUGCAUGUUCUGGUAAAACAGAGGCAACUGGAGCUGUGAUUUCAAGCAAGACUCGAAUACGAUGGAAUCAAGAUCUUCAUGAGAAGUUUGUCAUGUGUGUAAAUCGCCUUGGAGGCGCAGGGAAAGCAACACCAAAGGCGAUACUAAAGCUGAUGGACACAGAUGGAUUGACCAUCUUUCACGUGAAAAGUCAUCUGCAGGUGAAAUAUAGAAUUGCAAAAUACAUGCCAGACCCUUCAGAAGGAAAGCCUGAGAAAAGAACUAGCAUAAAUGAUGUAUCGCCGAUCAAUGCAAAAACCAGUGGCAUGCAAAUCACAGAGGCACUGCAACUGCAAUUAGAUGUCCAGAGGCGUCUGCACGAACAGUUGGAGAUUCAGAAAAACUUACAAUUACGCAUUGAAGAACAAGGCAGACAACUUAAGAUGAUGUUUGAUCAACAACAGAGAACAAGUAGUAUUUUCAGGAAUCAGAACCUGGAUAGUACACCCCCAGAUGAGCCUGCAUUUAGUCUUGAAGAUAUUGAGGCUUCCAUCAUAGAAGGUUCUAAUAGCACCCAAUUCCCAUCCAAGAUAAGUUAGUUCUUCCAAGAAUAGUAUUUCAGAUGACUUUCAUUUACUAGCUGGAUAUGUUCCACCAGAAGUGGCUCCUGCUUCUCAGGACAAAAGAAUCAGCAAUAUGUCUCUGCUGCAACGUAAAGAAAACGAAGGCAUUUGUAUUUACUUCAAUCCUCAAAUCAGUUACAUUGAAUGUACCUAUAAAGAAAGCAGUAAAUAUACAAAAUGGAUGCUAUAACACUUAUGAUUGCCUUUAGAACUAGGAAGUAGGAUUCUCUUCAAAAAAAAAAAAAAGAAAUAGAAGAAGAAGAAGAGUUGGCUUUUUGAAGUUUUGUAUCUGGUCCUGCAUAAUUUUUGUACUUUCAAGCUCAUAAUAUAUUACAAGUAUCAUAAUUUUGAUGUCCAA